UAAUAAAUACGCGUGUGUUUUUGCUGAAAAUAAUUUUGAUAAACCGGAAGAGGACUGCACCAAUUAUUCUUUCUUCUAUUUUGAAAUUAAAGGUAAAAAAGAAGGAAAGAUUAAUGGUUACAACAAUUGAGGAUGGAGUAAUUGAAAAUGAAGAAGAGGAAGUAUUUCGACUUGAUAAUUUUUGUUGGAAAGAUGAGGAUAUUUUUGGAUGUGGAUUAGUUUAUCCACCAACUAAUAAGUGUGAAAAGUUGCCGUAUAUUUUCUUUACCCAAAAUGGGAAACAAAUUGGGAAAGCAAUUUUGUUGAAAGAAAAUUUUGACACUUAUGAACCGAAUGUCUGGACUAGAUGUUGCUCUGUAGAAGCAAAUUUUGGUAAUGAUUUGGAAGCUAAGCCUUUUUGUUAUGACAUUACAAAACAUUUUGUGAUUAAAGAAUUUUAUGAAGACUCUGAUGUUGAUUGAAUUUAAAUAUGAAUAUUUUGAGGAAGGUAUAAGGAAUUUAAAAUGCUUAAAGUUUAAUUGAUUUAUGACA
This is a messenger RNA of Meloidogyne enterolobii, 531 nucleotides long. Lineage: Eukaryota; Metazoa; Nematoda; Chromadorea; Rhabditida; Meloidogynidae. The record is from the annotation of a GenBank genome assembly.